Messenger RNA from Nelumbo nucifera (sacred lotus), 1863 nucleotides. RefSeq lists its product as uncharacterized. Lineage: Eukaryota; Viridiplantae; Streptophyta; Magnoliopsida; Proteales; Nelumbonaceae. The record is from RefSeq and is a predicted model, not a curated record.
ACUCGGUUCCGGCCGGUUGAUACUUGAAAACAGAGCCUCUACACUGUAUUUACUACAACGCUGCAAGAACUCUUAUAUAGAAAAAGAACAAAAGAAGGCAGCAAAAUCUGAAAAAAUACAGGAAAUUUAUAGACACUUGUGUAUCUAUAUAUCACUAUCAUCAGUAUUCUUUUUCAUUAACUUGCACCUCUUGUUAGCAUAUCAUUGUAUUGUAGAUAUGAAAUCUGUCCCUGCAACUUAAUUUGUUCAUAGAAGUUAGCUGUAAACUUCUCAGCCUUGAGAUCAAUAUUCCCUUUCUCUUCUUGGCAUGGAAACAUUUCAGAGGGUUGUUUAUCAUCCCAGUCACCCCAUAGUCGUCUUCUUUUUCAUCAUCAUCAGCUUUGAUGAGAAAACUGUUCCUGCCGCCUUUGUUACAGAUUCCAUCUAUAUCGUCCAAGUAGUCGCCCUUGAAAUCGAAAUCGACAUGGGGUGGAUUUAAACAUAGAAUUUGAAAUCUCGGCGAAGGGGGGCGAUGCAUUUUGAAGUGGAAGAGAGGCGUCUUGUCGAAAGAUAUCUCCCUCCCGUAACGAAUAGAGACCCGAUCGGAAGCGCUGCAUAGGUUCUUGAUGUGGUUGGGCAGGAGUCGUCAACCGGAGCGGUCGCCGGUGCCGGAGUAGGAGAGCUCGGGUGAAGGGGAGAAGAACGGGGUCAGGGAACGGCCAGUUUAAGCACGAGGGAUCGGUUGAAGGGGCUGAAAUGUUGAAAUGAGGGUUUUGGGGCUCACGGAACAAGUUAACGACCGUUUCGUUAGUCCUGCACGUGGGAAUAUUAACCGCGUGCGAAUAGACAAGUGGCGGACGCUCGAUGUGUGGGGCGAGAAGUGGUGGGGCGCAGAUUUGAACUCAUCGAUUCGAGCCGAAAGGACGCGCCGACGCGGUGCUUGCUUCGCGAACAAGAAAAAUGGACUUUGGUAGUGAGAGAUGUCGAAUUCCAUUCGGGCAUAUGGCUACUCCCGAUCUCCCGCCCAAACUGCUGAGUCGCAUCAGCGCCUCAUACAAUCAAACGCCGACAACUGUCCUUCCUCGCAGCUCCUCUUCAUGCGUACGGCUCCAAAAUUCACCCAUUCCCCAUUCCUGCUCUCGACGUGUUCACUCUCCUCCACUGAAUUCGGAAUCCAGAAGUUCUCCGGCGUCGACGAUCCUUUCGGUAGUCACACCGUCCGGAGAAGGUCAGCAAUGCCACCGAGAAGGAGAAACAAAAAGGUGGGUCUAAAACGUAUGGAUGCUGCAGUUGAUGCCUUGUUUCAGAUGGGGUUUUCUAAGAGCCUAGUUAGGAACACAGUGAAAAACCUCCUCAAGGUUUAUGGCGGAGAUGAUGGGUGGCCCUUCAUUGAAGAGGGUUCUUACAAGCUUGUACUUGAUACAAUCUUGGAAGAACAGGAGAAGCAGUGGGUUGUGGUUCAGAAAGAUGAAUCAUUGAAAGAUGCUGAAGCUGAACUAGUGUCCAUCGAACCUCAAUGUGUAAUGCAAGUUGGAAUAGAAGAAGGCUCUCAAGAGCUGGAUGGUCAAAAGUUAUUGAUCGAAACAACCUUGCCUUCCAUGGCUCUUUCGGAAUGCACACCAUCACCUGUGGUUGGUGUCCCACAACAGAGGCGAAGACCCUAUUAUGGGUGGAUCACUAGUGAUGAUGAGGAGGAAAUUGUUUACCUCCAAACAAUGGAUGAUGCAUUGAGGCGCCCAGGAGUCGAUGUUGGACGGGCUUCUAACAGAACUCGCAAGAGGCGGUGGGAUGUGAAGCCAGAAGACAUGUAAAUUUAGAACAUUUGGCUUUGUAGAUAACUCAUGGUAUAAGUGUGUAAUUACAUUAGAACAUUUAGCUUUGUAC